Anas platyrhynchos (mallard) is the source of this 5982-nucleotide messenger RNA. RefSeq names its product homeobox C6 (gene HOXC6). Gene Ontology annotation, cellular component: nucleus. Gene Ontology annotation, biological process: anterior/posterior pattern specification; regulation of transcription by RNA polymerase II. NCBI's taxonomy places the organism in Eukaryota, Metazoa, Chordata, Aves, Anseriformes, Anatidae. The record is from RefSeq and is a predicted model, not a curated record. Gene Ontology annotation, molecular function: RNA polymerase II cis-regulatory region sequence-specific DNA binding; DNA-binding transcription factor activity, RNA polymerase II-specific.
GCAAAGGAAAGGGGGGGAAGGAUGAGAUAACAUAUACAAGGUGAAAUCAGUUUAAAUAAAAAGGCUUUUAAUGGCAUCACUUGUAUUUACCUCUAAGAGCUUCAAGUAUUUAAUCAGAUGUGAGCACGCAGCUUUAUGGCCAGAUGUCAGUGGCGUGUACGCGCGUGUGCGCCUUGCACACUCAGGGCUGUGGGCACAUCUAGGAGGGGGCAUCGCCCCUCAGAUGCACAGGGGUGCCCCCCCCCCCGCCCGCCCGCAUCCCAAAAAGAGGCGUUUUGCAAACACUUGGCAUAACACCCCCACCACCACCAUACUUGUACCAUUGGGAUUUUUUUAUUUUUUUUUUACUCCGGAGAGGGGGGGGCACGUUGGGGCUCGGUGCCCUCGGUGUGUCCCGGUUCCCGGGCAUGGCAUGGCCGCGGGGGGGGGCCCGGCUACUCCCCGGGCCGGGCUCGGACCCAAGUGGUCAACGUGGCUGGAACAAAACAGCAAAUCCCACCCAGCCCCUCUUCAAACAAACAACCCGCGGCUCGCAGGGCUGCGCAGAAUGCGAGCCUGACAGUAGCGGUUUAUUAAGGCUGUAGGCUGUUUAAGGAGGGAGGGGGGGACACCGAUUUGGAUUUGUUUCCUUUCAGUAAUUACUGAGGGAUAGAAAACACAUGUGUUGGGCUUGCAUUUUUUUGAAGCCUUUUUCUAAAUCAGUUCAUCAAUUCGCUAAUUAUAGCUGGGAGGGGGGAGGAAAUCUCCCGACACAUAUUUUUUCUUUCUCCCCCCCCCCCUUUCCCUCUCCUCUCCCUCUCUCCCUCUCUGUGUGAACAUCAGAGUGGGGAGAAGGGGGAAAAAAAGGGGGGAAUAUGGCUUAUGAGUGGUGAAUGUUAUUUCAGAUUUCUAUGGGCGCUUUUCUUUUCUGGGAACAAAGAGCAACUCCUAUUAAAGAGCUACUCGAAGACUUGUACAUAUUUCUACUGCUGUGUAGCACUUUUAAUAAAACAUCUGUUCUUGCUUCUGCUGAUGAGUUUACAUAAUUGUUUGCAGACCAAUUUAACCAGAAAGCGCCCCACAUAUUCCCUGUACAUGUUUUCAUGGGGGAAAAAAUAAAUACCUUUUUGGUAGUGACAUAUCUUGAUGAAAUACUUUCGAGAAAUCCCCAAACUGCUAGAAAAUAUCAAUGGGAAAAAAAUAUCCCGUGCAUUCAAAACGUGAGACUGAGGAAUUGCAGUGAGCAAAACAUACUUUAAUGAUGCCUCAUUUGUAUUUGCAGGAGCUUUUUGGGGUGGCUGUGCUUUUUUUUUUUUUUUUUUUUUUUUCCUUCCUACCCUCUCCUCUCUGUGUCUCUGUUUCCUACCCAGAAACCUGAUUUUUAACGUGGGGAGAGGAUUCUAUUUUAAGUUUCUUUACGGCAGCUGGUUUCUGUUCACUAUAAAUCGACCAGACUUUUAAGACUUGCCCUCUGUUUAGAGAAGUAAUAAAACACUUAACUUUCUCGACUCCUAGUCACACGGUUAUCACACAGGUCUCGGAUACAACAGCCCCCGAGCACCUAUACAAAAAAAAAAUAAUAAUAAAAAAAUGUGUGUGGGGGGAGCAAAAGCAAAAAGCAAAUAAAAUAAUAAUAAUGAUUAAAAAAAUAGCCCAGAGGGUGUCCUUCCAGCACCAGACUUUCCUCCAAACUUUGGUAAGGUUGGCGUCAUUAUAAAUGCCCUUCCAUAGGUGAAACUCCCCACGUGAAUCUGCCCUAGCAAAGGUCCAACCCAUGGAGCUGGAGCUACUUUUAAUUUACUCGCCAAAUUGCAUUGGGCUGUAAGCAAUACAUAAGGUAAGACAACACGCCAAUAACUGCAAAGCCCUCAUUCAUCCAUCUAUCCGGCCAGUCCAUUUGUUGGACCCUGCAACAAUUUAAUAUCUGGAAGCAGCUUUCAGGGUUAGCGUUGGUUUCCAAAGUAACCAUGCCCUGAAAGGACUGGGUUCAGAGAUGUGCCCAUGGCUAACAAUAUUUGCAGCACAGCCCUGGCUCUCCAGAUAUGUCCAGCUGAGAGUGCCUCUGGCUUGGGGGGGGGGAGUUAGCAUGUCAGCAGAAGGCGGAAAAAACCCUCUGUAAUUGCAUUUCUUUGCUACUUUCUCUAUUUUCUCCAGUUUGUUGGAUUCCAUAAAUUCCCGGGUAGGCUCUGCCAGAGGGCUGGGGGAAAGGGGAAAGGAAGAGGAGGGGAACGAAAGCAAACUGAAGUUCUCUUUUUUGGGGAAAACGCCUGUAAAUCUUCCCCCAUGUCCAUGAGUCCUAUAUCUGUACUGGGCUGGCUACAAGUUGGGCAGCCUAAGGUAAAGUCAGGCUGCGCUCCCUAACAAGGUACAUGUGCUAAAUAACAUGGUGCAUACUUGCAGCUAUCUCCUUCUUUUGGUUAGAAACUUUAUUUUUUCCCCUAGUGACACUCAGGGGAAGCCUUAACGUUAUAGAAGAUGAAUACACGAGCUUUUUUUUUUCAGUUGUAGUCUCGUUUAUGGUUUUAUUGCUACCAUUGAUUACUUUGCUUUGUUACACAGAGGAAAAAGAGCAUAAAAUCCGUUGGCAUCCGGGUUCCUGUUAUAGCUGGGGAAAAAAUAUACAGCCCCCCCCAACCCUUCUUUGUCAGCUAAAAUCUUUUAGAGAUACAUCGCUAAAAGGAAUUAAGUCCAUUGACUGAGAGCAGGACAAACAAAUGCUCUCAGUUUCGAAUUUGAGUGUGCACCUAGAAACCCUCCUCUCAGCAGCCCCACGCACCCUUACAUUUAAAAUAAAAAUGUGGACACGAAGGAGGUUUAAAAAAAAAAAAAAAAAAAAAAAAAAAGAGAGGAGGCCAGGGUUUCCCCGCCAUAAUUGAAUUUUUAAAUAGGAAGCCACCAGAAUGAUAAAGAUACCUCGCAAUAUUUACAGAUCAGCAGGUAUGUUUUACAUUUAAGGGGCAAUUUAUGGCUCUAGAUUGAAAUUAAAAUUAGAUUAGCUGUCUUCAUUUCAAUUAGUUCUAGGUGCAAUCUACCCAGAGAAGAUGUAAUAUAAUCCCCUCUUUCAUCUAACUAAAUAUUUGCAAUAGAAGUUUCCCAAUCAGUUGUAAAUAUCUGAAACUAUAAAUUUCUGCAAACAUAAACACGAGGUUGCGUCCCCAGCCCAGGCUCCCAAUUGCUCUCAAUUACGGAUAGAAGUGCUCUUUUUUGUUGUUGUUGUUGUUGUAGUUGCUGUUGAAAAUGUAAAUAUCCUCUAGCAUUGCCACACGUUGAAAAUUAGCAGGGAAACGUGCAGGAGAGAAAUGUCAAACUGCACUAGAGGAGAAACCUAACUUCCAGACUAACCUGAGUUCGCAAUGUUGUGUGUUUCUUGUCUGUCUUUUCUUUUUUUCCCCCUCCCAAAGACAUACUUUAGGAAUGCUCUGAAACACGUUAUCAAUUCAGAAGUCGCCAUGUUUUCCCCCUCUCUUUAUGUAAUAUUUUCUCAUCAGGAACACAACCAUUUGAUUCCAUAAUAUUGACCAAUGCUACAUGAGAACAAGACAAAAAAAAAUCGGGAUAAUUUAUGGCUUAAUAUUCUGUGGACAUCUGAGAUUUAUUACUGUGAAUUCUGAGCUAUUUUAUUACAAGAUAUUAAGCAAACAUUUCUUAAAAAAAAAAAAAAUCAAAAAGAAUGGAAAAAAAAAAAAACACAAAACAACACAACACACGGUGCCUCCAAACCCCAGUGUCCAUGGGGCAGAAAAAAGGGGGGUGUGGGGGGAGAAAAGUUGAGGCUGGGUUGGGAAAUUUGCGCCAGCUCCCACUUGGCCGCAGCUGCCUCCGGGGCAGGACCCAGCGAUGGCUCCGGGAGCGCCGCCACCCCUCGGCCCCCCCCGGGCUCCCCGGGGCUGCUUGGGGGGUUUUGGGGGUGCAGGACUUACUUUCAAUGCACACUUAGUUUCAACUAGGGAAUCAACAGAAGCAAAAGCAAUUUUUCCCUUUUUGACACCCGCCUCCCCAUUGGCUCCCCCCGGGUCAGCUGACUUUGUCAUUUUGUCUGUCCUGGAGCAGAGCCUUCCCUAUAACAAUCUAGUUCAGACUACAAACUGGAGACAGAAAUAAAUAUUAAAGAAAUCACACAGCCAGGUAUAGAGGACGAUAUGAAUUCCUAUUUUACAAACCCAUCUUUAUCCUGCCAUCUAACCAGUGGCCAAGAGGUGCUUCCCAACGUAGCCCUCAAUUCAACUGCCUAUGACCCUGUCAGGCAUUUUUCUACUUAUGGAGCAGCCGUUGCUCAAAACCGGAUUUAUUCUUCUCCUUUUUAUUCACCGCAAGAUAAUGUUGUGUUUAGCUCCAGCCGAGGACCUUAUGACUAUGGAUCUAAUGCUUUUUACCAAGAAAAAGACAUGCUUUCUAGCUGCAGGCAAAAUUCUAUGGGACAUAAUACACAGACAUCAAUCGCACAGGAUUUUACCAGUGACCAAAACAGGAACACUUCGCAAGAACAAAAAACUAGCAUUCAAAUAUACCCAUGGAUGCAGCGUAUGAACUCCCACAGUGUCUGUUUUGUCUCGGCUCCCCUAGGAGUGGGCUACGGGGCCGACCGCCGGCGGGGCCGCCAGAUUUAUUCCCGUUACCAGACGCUGGAGCUGGAGAAGGAAUUUCACUUCAACCGCUACCUGACGCGGCGGCGGCGCAUCGAGAUCGCCAACGCGCUCUGCCUGACGGAGCGGCAGAUCAAAAUCUGGUUCCAGAACCGGCGGAUGAAGUGGAAAAAGGAGAGCAACUUGAGCUCGACCCUCUCCGGGGCGGGCGGUGGGGCAGCCGCAGCCGCCGCCGAUAGCUUGGCCAAGGAGGAGAAGCGAGAAGAGACAGAGGAGGAGAAGCAGAAGGAGUGAAAAGGGACGCCCCCCCCCCAACCCCCCCUCUUCGACUCCCCCCCACCCCCCCAAAAAAUAAUAAUACCCCCCCCCCCCUAUUUAUCACUGGCACAAUGUUUGGCUACGGUUAAAAAAAAAAAAAAAAAAAAAAAAGGAAAAAAAAAUGAAUAAUUAUUCUUAUAAAAGAAGAAUAAUGGGGGGGAUUAUUAAAAAAAAAAAAGGCUAAUGUGGAAAUGUGGAAACCCCCCCCAGCGCUCCCCACACACUUCACAACUCCCCGCUCUCUUCAGUGCCCCCCCCUUCCCCCCGCACACACAUCGCCUAUUUAUCUCACUCGGAAUAAGACUGUUUCCAACCGCACACUUAUCCUCCCCCCCAACCUUCAGGCCCCCCCCUCCUCCACCUUCUGCCCCCCCCCCACCCCCCCAAAUUGGGCUUGCGAGAGGCACGGCCCUGGAGACGGCCUCAGCCCCCCCCCCCCCCCCAGCUUCCCCUUCCGCCAGCCACACGAGUUUCUCCUCCCAUGGUGAAAAAUCUGAAUCCCUGCGAAAGCUCCUUCCACGUAAAUAUAGCAUUUCCGAGAGUACCCUACUUGUAUUUAAGCAGAUACCUGGGCUCAUCACUGCAUACAACAAACUGUGACAGUUUCUGUGUGAAUAUUUUUAACUGUGUUUGUGGUACCUGUAUUUAUAUUUAUGUUUAGCACUGUAAUGUUCCACGGUAUAAAGUGAAUGGAGUUCUAUAGCAGUAGAAGAGAAAAGAAAAAAAAAAAAAUCUUGUGUUACACCCUCUCAUGUAUAAAGGUCAUGUCCAGAGGACUAUGUUGAGUAUUUAAUAAAAACUGAAUAUUAUUUUUAAAGUUUAUAGAAUGGCCUCUGAGCUUCAGUUGAAACCUUUCAUGUUGAUAACAGCCUGUUAGAAAGUUCACUUAUCUUCUGUGUGUUUUUCCUGAAAAUCAGCUCCCUCUCCCCUUUUUCUCCCUCCUUCAUACCUCUCUCAUUCAAGAGUAUUCCAAAAAAAAGGGGGAAAAAUACAUUUUGCUUUGUCUCCUUGAAUUAGUCUUGUUACUGUAUUGUUCGGUGGCAUCAGGAAUCUAUGCCAUACCUCUCGCUUCAUGAUUAAAAUGGAUUUCCAAAGUUCAAAA